Molecule: messenger RNA, 903 nt
Organism: Microthlaspi erraticum
Lineage: Eukaryota; Viridiplantae; Streptophyta; Magnoliopsida; Brassicales; Brassicaceae
Source: the annotation of a GenBank genome assembly
AUGAGAAUCGGCGGCGUCGAGAUGAUGCAAUUUGCGUCGGAGAUGAUGUCAUCUUCGGCGGUGGAAGCGCUUGAUCUCAAGGAGGCUUCGAAUUGGUGGUCGGACGUAAAUGCGUCGCCGAUUUGGCAGGAUCGUAUCUUCCAUGUCCUCGCUGUUCUCUACGGAAUCGUUUCCGUCAUCGCUGUGAUUCAACUUGUGAGAAUACAAUUGAGAGUUCCAGAAUAUGGCUGGACGACGCAAAAGGUCUUCCACUUUCUCAAUUUCGUGGUGAAUGGAGUCCGUGCUGUGGUUUUUGUCUUCAGGAGAAAUGUGCAGUUCAUGCAUCCAGAGAUUCUGCAACACAUCUUGCUUGAUAUUCCGAGUCUUGCUUUCUUCACCACCUAUGCUCUUUUGGUCCUCUUCUGGGCAGAAAUUUACUAUCAGGCGCGUGCGGUAUCCACUGAUGGAUUGAGGCCAGGAUUCUUCACAAUUAAUGCUGUUGUAUAUGUAGUUCAGAUUGCUCUCUGGUUGGUUUUGUGGUGGAAGCCUCUUCGAGUUAUGGUAAUCCUCUCUAAGAUGUUCUUUGCAGGUGCUUCACUGUUUGCGGCCCUUGGAUUUUUACUUUACGGUGGAAGGCUUUUCAUAAUGCUGCAACGGUUUCCAGUAGAAUCUAAAGGGCGGCGCAAAAAGCUGCAAGAGGUUGGUUACGUGACAACCAUAUGCUUUACGUGUUUCCUCAUCAGAUGUAUCAUGAUGUGCUUUGCUGCUUUCGAUGAGGGAGCAAACCUUGACGUCUUAGAUCAUCCAAUCCUUAACUUCAUAUAUUACCUGUUGGUAGAGAUAUUACCAUCCUCGCUGGUCCUCUUCAUUUUGAGAAAGCUACCACCAAAACGAGGCAUCACACAAUACCAUCAGAUUCGCUGA